CUGUGGUCUUGCCCCUAGGCAAGGUGGGAGAUGCCGGCCACCUGCGCCUUUCCCAGCCUGAGGACUCCCAGGUGGGUGGGGCUGGGCGCAGGGAUUGGCUUACAGGGCCGGUAAAGGCAAGAGGUUGACGGAGGCAGGCGGGAGGAUUGGCGGAGCCGGGCUGCGGCCACCAUCACGUUUGCCAGGCCCAGUACCCUGCGAGCUGGGGCUGCUUGGUGACCCACUUCUGAGUGCCCUGCACAACCAUGGACCCCGGUAGCCAGAGCUGCGCACUCUCCUCGCUCUAUGUGGGCGAUCUGCACCCCGACGUGACUGAAGCUAUGCUCUAUGAGAUGUUCUCCCCCAUCGGCAAUAUUCUGUCCAUUCGCGUGUGUCGGGACGUGGCCACCCGGCGCUCGCUAGGCUAUGCCUACAUCAACUUCCAGCAGCCUGCUGAUGCGGAACGGGCACUGGACACAAUGAACUUUGAGAUGAUCAAAGGCCAGCCCAUCCGGAUCAUGUGGUCCCACCGAGACCCAGGGCUUCGAAAGUCUGGUAUGGGCAACAUCUUUAUCAAAAACUUGGAGAAUUCUAUCGACAACAAGGCUCUCUAUGACACCUUCUCCACCUUCGGGAGCAUCCUCUCUUCUAAGGUAGUGUAUAAUGAACAUGGAUCACGGGGCUUCGGCUUUGUGCAUUUUGAGACCCAUGAGGCUGCCCAGAAGGCCAUCAACACCAUGAACGGGAUGUUGCUGAAUGACCGAAAAGUCUUUGUAGGCCACUUCAAGUCUCGACAGAAGCGGGAGGCAGAGCUGGGGGCUCGGGCCCUGGGGUUCACCAACAUCUACGUGAAGAACCUGCAUGUGGACAUGGAUGAGCAGGGCCUCCAGGACCUCUUCUCCCAGUUUGGAAAGAUGCAGAGUGUGAAAGUGAUGAGAGACAACAAUGGCCAAUCCCGGGGCUUUGGCUUCGUCAAUUUUGAGAAGCAUGAGGAAGCCCAGAAGGCCGUGGACCACAUGAAUGGAAAGGAUGUGAACGGGCAGCAGCUGUACGUGGGUCGGGCCCAGAAGCGGGCAGAGCGGCAGAGCGAGCUGAAGCGCAGGUUUGAGCAGAUGAAGCAGGAGAGGCAGAACCGCUAUCAGGGUGUGAACCUUUACGUGAAGAACCUGGAUGACUCCAUUAACGACGAGAGGUUGAAGGAAGUUUUCUCUGCCUAUGGAGUGAUCACCAGUGCCAAGGUGAUGACAGAAAGUAGCCACAGCAAGGGGUUUGGCUUUGUCUGCUUUUCCUCUCCAGAAGAGGCAACGAAGGCCGUGACGGAGAUGAAUGGGCGCAUUGUGGGUACUAAGCCUCUGUAUGUGGCCCUGGCACAGCGCAAGGAGGAGCGGAAGGCCAUUCUGACCGACCAGUAUAGGCAGUCCCUCUCUCGUCCCGUCUUGAGCUCCUUCCAGCAGCCUGCCAGCUACCUACUGCCUGCUGUAUCCCAGUCCACAGCACAGGCUAUAUACUAUGGUUCGGGCUCCAUGACUCCAAUGCAACCUGACCCCAGGUGGACAGCCCAGCCACACGGACCUUCGUCCACCUGCCCUCCAGCUGCCUCGGUGGUCCAACCACUAAGCACGAUGCAGCACACAUGUUUUCACCUCAGCAGUGCCAGCCAGGCCUCCAGUCAGCUGCCUCACACGCAGAGAGUAGUCAACAUUGGUACUCAGACUACAGGACCAGGUGGGGAGGGACGCUCUAUUCCAGGCCAGCCUCUCCUGACACAUAGAGGAUCUUCAGCUGUACACAGUGCCCAUGGGGUCCAGGAGUCAGCUGUGUAUGUCCCUGGCCAUCAACCCCUGACUGUGUCCAUGCUGGCUGCCGCGCCCCUGCACGAGCAGAAACAAAUGAUUGGGGAGCGACUCUUCUCCCUCAUCCACGACACCUGUGCCUCACUGACUGCCAAGAUCACAGGCAUGCUGCUGGAGAUGGACAACCUGGAGCUUCUGUUUUUGCUGGAGUCCCCAGAGUCCCUCCAUGCCAAGGCAGGUGGAGGCUGGGAGGCAGCCCAGCAAAGAGCGAGGGCUGGCCUAGAUAGGUUGUGGCAGCCGACAUCCAUCUGCUGCGUCUUAGUGGGGGGUUCCCAACUUCGGUCCCUCCACAGAGAAGCUCUGUGUAGCUCCCUAGUGAAGCUUCAGCACAAACAGCUGUGUUCUGACUGUACAGUCACGUCCAGCCCUGGCACCUCGAUUUGAGAAGGUGGCAGUGGGGGCUGGGAUCUUGUGAGCAGCAGAGGAUGAGGGCUCCUCACGAGUCCAUGAGGCAAGCGAAGUCAUGGCUCUUGUGAGGCCCCGUUGGGCAGCUGCAUUAAGCCCCUCUCUCUUGUGUCCCGCAGAUAGAAGAGGCGCUGGAGGUGUUGCGGGUGCAUCAGGAAAUGGAGUCUGUGGAAGGCAACAGGACCUGAAAACAGUGGGUGGCUGGGGGUGGGAGGACCCACGACAGAACAGCUGAGCCGCUCUCAGCUGGAGAGACCCUGGAGAGACCCCAGCAGAGGCUGGCAUUUAAGAACUCACUGCCAUGUGCCGGUGGCUUUGUCUGAAGCGCGAAGGAGUUUGGUGAGGCUGAGUCAUAGGAGACACACAGAGCGGCUGGAGUGUCCUCAAGCCAGCGGCCCUGCCAGGCCUCAGGGUUUACUGCCUGGCUCCGCUCUGCUCAUCUGAAGGCCUGGUCUGCUGUGAGUCAGUCCAUCUUCUUAAGACGGGGUGUCCUGCAUACUUUAGGAACUUUUUUUUCCUCCCCCCACUGAAAAUUGAACCCUCCCACCACUUGACUGCUGAGUACAGCAUUUCUGCUUUUGGUUCUAAGGUCCUGUGAACUCUAACUUAUUUCCUGAUUGGUCUCUCUGUUCUUGAGCUAUAGAUGUGUAAAUGAA
Molecule: messenger RNA, 2893 nt
Organism: Peromyscus leucopus (white-footed mouse)
Lineage: Eukaryota; Metazoa; Chordata; Mammalia; Rodentia; Cricetidae
Gene: Pabpc1l
Product: poly(A) binding protein cytoplasmic 1 like
Exons: 13
Coding region: 246-2216 (656 amino acids)
Cellular component (GO): ribonucleoprotein complex
Molecular function (GO): RNA binding
Source: RefSeq, a predicted model, not a curated record